Asparagus officinalis (garden asparagus) is the source of this 1263-nucleotide messenger RNA. RefSeq lists its product as uncharacterized. Gene Ontology annotation, cellular component: endoplasmic reticulum. The transcript is spliced from 3 exons. The coding region runs from base 405 to 1052 and encodes 215 amino acids. Lineage: Eukaryota; Viridiplantae; Streptophyta; Magnoliopsida; Asparagales; Asparagaceae. The record is from RefSeq and is a predicted model, not a curated record. Gene Ontology annotation, biological process: GPI anchor biosynthetic process.
UCAGGGAUAUGCACACCGUACGUAAACAUAAAUAUGUGGUGAUACUGAUUUCAUGGACGUUUUCAGAAAAACAAAAUCAACAUAUUUGAUUAAAUUGUGUAGAUUUUACAACAUAUUUAGAUGCAAGGCAACAUAAAUUUAUUGUCUUGAGCGUAAAAAGAUGCAGAUUUCUGAUUUCUUAGAUUGCCAGAAAUUUCAAUGGCUUGAAGAGAAAUCACAAGAACGUUUGCUUUUCUACGUUUUGCCUGCUGUUAUGCAUUUAGACUUCGCCUGUCGAUUUGUCUGUGGUCCCUGACAUCGUAUGUGCACCGAACAGAACUCUUUAUUGAUAUACUGAUUUCACAUCGAUGCAACUUUUCAGUUACUUGCAUGAUUGAAUUCUCUAGAUUUUACGAAAAAUUUAGAUGCAAAGUAACAGAAAGAUGAUAAAUCACAAGAAAUUGAACACAUCGCUUGAUUUUUUAUACAGAAAUGUAUUGAGGGCAACAAUAGAUAUCCCGAGAACUGGAGAAGUUAAUAUCCACUGCACACAUCUUGAUCAUCUCGAUGAAAACUGGAGAAUGAAGCAAAUCAGUUCAAUUCUUCGAUCAAGCGAUGCUCCACACAUUUUAGUCGGAGGACUCAAUUCCCUCGAUGAAACUGAUUACUCUGCUGAAAGAUGGAAUGAUAUUGCCAGGUAUUAUGAGGAGAUAGGAAAGCCAACACCAAAAGUUGAAGUGAUGAAGUUUCUCAAAGGAAAACAGUAUUCAGAUGCCAAGAAUUUUGCAGGCGAAUGCGAAUCCGUCGUCAUGGUUGCGAAAGGGCAAGAUGUGCAAGGGACUUGCAAAUAUGGGACGAGAGUUGAUUACAUACUAGCAUCACCAAAUUCACCUUACAAGUUUGUUCCAGGAUCAUAUGGAGUUGUUUCAUCAAAAGGGACUUCAGACCAUCACAUUGUAAAGGUUGAUAUAGUUAUAGAUAAGACUACCGAAAACACUAACCGAAAGCCAAAAAAGAGAGUUGUAAAGAUAGAUAAGGAUUCAUCAAAAGGAAUAUGGGGAACUUAUUCAUGAUUGUAGCUUCUCUUUAGCAACUUCUUACUUUUCUAUUUUUUGCUAAAAUGAUGUGUAUACCUCUUAUUAUUGAGUGUGUGAAGAGAGAGAGAAAAAAAAGCCUUAUUGUCUUUCUUUCAUGUUUUCUUGGAAGAAAGAGAGAAUGUCCAUUCUUGUAACUAUUUCAGUGGAAAUGAUUGUUAUGAACAAUACUAACUUUGGCAAUGGAAUA